GGCGCGUCACGUGACCGAGCGCCGUUGCCGCAGCGGCUCAGCUCUUGUUGUCUCCUGUCACCGCGGACAGGGGAGUAGUCUUGUUAUCACCGCAGGCUCGGAGAGGUGAUUCUAUCUGACCAUGGGGAACAGAGACGAUGAAUACGAUUUCUUGUUCAAAGUUGUACUUAUCGGAGACUCCGGAGUGGGGAAGAGCAACCUGCUGUCCCGCUUCACGAGAAAUGAGUUCAACCUGGAGAGCAAGAGCACCAUCGGGGUGGAGUUCGCCACCCGCAGCAUCCAGGUGGACGGCAAGACGAUAAAGGCUCAAAUCUGGGACACAGCUGGACAGGAACGCUACAGAGCCAUCACCUCAGCGUAUUACCGGGGUGCAGUCGGGGCUCUCCUGGUUUACGACAUCGCCAAACACCUGACCUAUGAAAACGUUGAGCGCUGGCUGAAGGAGCUGAGGGACCACGCUGACAACAACAUCGUCAUCAUGCUGGUUGGAAACAAGAGCGACCUCCGCCACCUCAGGGCGGUGCCCAGUGACGAGGCCCGAGCCUUUGCAGAAAAGAACACUCUCUCAUUCCUUGAGACGUCAGCGUUGGACUCCACAAAUGUAGAAGAAGCCUUUAAGAACAUUUUAACAGAAAUCUACCGCAUUGUGUCACAGAAGCAGAUAGCGGACAGAUCUGCACAUGAUGAGUCUCCAGGCAACAAUGUGGUGGACAUAAGUGUCCCGCCGACUACCGACGGGCAGAAGGGCAACAAACUCCAGUGCUGCCAGAGCCUGUGACUCUCAAACCCAUGACACUCAUCCUCUCCUCCACAUCCACGCUGACAUCACAUCACCUGUGCACUUUCUGUUGCCGCAGCUCUGCUCACGGCCAACUCCUUCAUCACUCUGUAGUUUUCUUUCCUCCUGUCAUUGUUUUUUGUAUUUUUCUUUUGAACUCAUGCUCUACCUUCUUGCCCUGAAAAACAAAACAUAACGAGAAGCCUUUAUGUGACACGGUCAGUCGAGAUGUUCAUGGAGUCAAUGUGAAGGUUCCGGUGAUGAAGGAACGAGUCUGACAGAAAACCUGGGAAGUUGUUUGAACUCUACUGAAACGCUGUCAUGCACAGGGAGGUUGUGACGUACAUUUCAAUGGUUACCACUAGAUGGUGCUGCGUAAACGAACCACAGGCAGUUGCUCCAACCUGGAGAAGCAGUAUUAUUCCUCUGUGGCAGUGUGGUUCUUAUGUCUUCUUAAAUCAGUUAAAAUGCCAAAUACUCAUGAGGUAUUUAUUGAAGAAUACUUGGCUUAAUUUGUCACUGUUUUACUUUAAGUGUAAGAACUGCAAAAAACAUUUGCAAUAAAAUUCUUGACGAAAGA
Messenger RNA from Scophthalmus maximus (turbot), 1358 nucleotides. RefSeq names its product ras-related protein Rab-11B. The record is from RefSeq and is a predicted model, not a curated record. Gene Ontology annotation, cellular component: recycling endosome. Gene Ontology annotation, molecular function: GTPase activity; GTP binding. The transcript has 5 exons. Gene Ontology annotation, biological process: regulated exocytosis; constitutive secretory pathway. NCBI's taxonomy places the organism in Eukaryota, Metazoa, Chordata, Actinopteri, Pleuronectiformes, Scophthalmidae. The coding region runs from base 122 to 778 and encodes 218 amino acids.